UUAUCCCCCUUUGUCAUGGUAGGAAUAACACGUCAAUGUAAGGGUGGGGUCAUCUAAGAUAACACAAAGGUUAAGGAUGCUCGCCGCAGGCCGCCACCUCCCCUCAGAGCUCCGCCAAUCAGGAGGAGGAGGCUGUUUUAUCACUCACCUUACUUCAAAAGUCUUCGCCGUCGUCCGGCACGCAUCAGUUCGCCGUCUCUAGUGGAGAUGCUUGGCUCUCAGGUGCAGAUGCUCCUCGCAGCGUUGGGUUUGUCCUUGCUGAUGGCGUGCGUCAGCGGGGCUCCACAGAGGAACCCGCUCACACACACCAAACAACUCCAGCUCCUCAAAAGCGAGGAUCCCACCCGCUUGCUCUUGAUGAAGUUGGUGCUGGAGCUGGUGGCCUUGAGAAGACAGGAGAUGCUCCAGGAGCUGGAGGAAGAGGAGCUGGGAGGACGCGAGAGGCUGAUGAAGAGGCACAUCCGCUUCACGCAAAGAGAGCGCAAGGCGGGCUGUCGAAACUUCUUCUGGAAGACCUUCACCUCCUGCUGAGACUCUUUUGCCGUCAUGGAGAAGACGACACGGGCCAUUUUAGUGCAAGAGUAAGAAGCUGUAAACAGUAGCAGAGGUUGCUUGUCUCGUAGGGGUGAGAGCAGUUUCCAAAAUAAAUUCCCAAAGUGAAACGUCUGUUAUUGGAACUUUUAUCUGUCUGUAUACAGAUAUAAAACUGUUUUUUUAAAAACCCUAGCAGGGAUUUUAGAAACCUUUGAUGGUUUCAUUUUUAUCUUUUUUUUAAUUACAAUUCAGAAGAAAAUCCAUAAAAAAAACUCAAAUUGUCAUAACAGAAACUAUUUUUGGCCAUGGCUUUGAAAAAAAAAAAAAA
Messenger RNA from Oryzias latipes (Japanese medaka), 862 nucleotides. It is a transcript of the gene sst5, whose product is annotated as somatostatin 5. Gene Ontology annotation, molecular function: hormone activity. Lineage: Eukaryota; Metazoa; Chordata; Actinopteri; Beloniformes; Adrianichthyidae. The record is from RefSeq and is a predicted model, not a curated record. Gene Ontology annotation, cellular component: extracellular region. Gene Ontology annotation, biological process: regulation of cell migration.